This is a messenger RNA of Cyphomyrmex costatus, 3600 nucleotides long. RefSeq lists its product as uncharacterized. NCBI's taxonomy places the organism in Eukaryota, Metazoa, Arthropoda, Insecta, Hymenoptera, Formicidae. The coding region runs from base 307 to 3459 and encodes 1050 amino acids. The record is from RefSeq and is a predicted model, not a curated record. The transcript is spliced from 9 exons.
ACGGAGACGAGACGUGACAGACGUGACGGUGACGUUACGUUACGUUGAGAACGCGUCGCGGCGAUCCGCCACCGUUGCCGCUCGUUCGCGCGUCGUCGUCGUCGUCGUUCGUCCGAGUCGUGACUCGCACAGCCCGCGGCUUCGACUCUCGAGAGGAGCGUUUGCUAGUUCGCAACUCGCCCCGCCUCCCCGUACGCUCCCGCCUCCCCCAACGCGUCGGGGACAAUACACACGGAACGGGGUUGCCGCCGCCAGGGUUGUCACCGUGGACGGAGAAUUGACGUGCUGAACCACCUGCCAGAAAACAUGGAAAUAUCCAAGAGCCUGCAAGAGGAGAUCCUCGUCGUGCAACAGAAAUUGCAGAAAGCAAUACUCGAGCAUCAGAUAUGCGUGGAAAAGUUGAAGGAUGACCCAAAUAACUCAGAUAUUUUGGAAGAGAUAGAAAGGAUUCAGGUGACCAUCGUCUCUCUGGGAAGAUGCCAGAAGCAGACCGUGCAGCGGCUGCGCAAAGAGGUGGAUGCGUUCAAGGCAGACAACGCGAACGAAUCGAAAGUUUCUAUACCAUUUCUCCUCGGACUGAACAACAACAAUCACAUUACGAACAAUAAUGAAACGAAGCAUGAAGCGACCACCAAUGGUUUUGGAACGAAAUCGAAGGACAACUAUGAAGAAAUUGUCAGAAAUGGCAAUGUUCAUCAUUCGCACUCACGAGAUAACGAUUGUGCGAAAUUACGUUCCAGCUCGGUGGAAACUGUUUCCGGCGAGGACGACAUCGUUGAGGUGCCAUUGAAUGAAAAUUCUGACAAUAAACAGGAGAAUGUGCAAAAGGAGGAGAUACAAAAGAAGGAAGUGCAAAAGAAGGAGAAGUGCCACUACCUGAAUUGCCUUGGACUUAUUACCAAAUCCAAAUUUAUUGAACUACAAAAUAGAAGAGUGGAAAGAAAACGUCGUAGCACGGCGAAUCCGCAUUUUGUGUACUCUAUGUUCGAACAACCAUCCAAACGGAGGAGGUAUUCCUAUUUAGCUGGAAAUCCACCUCAUACUCGGCAGACGACUGCACGUAUGAACGGCCCAUCAUCACCACCUAACAAAACUCAGCCAAUCAAAUCUACCUCACCACCGACGCAAGCGGUAACAAAGCCGUUAGUCCCGAUUCAAAAGUCUACUACCAGGCCAAAUAUCCUCAGAAACGCGGAGAGCAAAGUUUUCGUGAAUAAAAGCAAAAUAGAAGACAACCAAAUGCGAUUAUCUGUAUCUAGUGCCAAAUCUGUUCAGUCGGUAGGUAGCAAGACUGUUCACAUACCCGGAUUACCGUCUAGCUUGACCAUUGAAAGGAUUGGGAGUGACUCUAUAGUGUGUAUCUGUUGUGAAAAUCCAGGUUCAUUAACGACAUGCAAGAAUUGCUCAAGUAAUUAUCAUGUUUCGUGUCAUACCCGACCAGCGCCUCCAUCUAGAACCUGUCCGAAAUGUAUUUCAGCAAUAGAGGAGGAAGAAGACAUUGAAAAGGAUGAAGAAGAGGACACACAAAUGGAAGGCGAGAACAGAUUUCACUACAAAAAGGACGAAAAAUUCGCUACAACAGCAGAUGCAUCACGACUUAUUGGGCAAGCAAGAGAAGACUCAGAAAUCUAUAAAGCGUCUGGUGGACUUUAUAAAGUUGAUGCAACUCAGAACAAACACGUCCUCCCCACCGUCUUCAACGUCAGCCAGCUGCCUGCCUCAACCUUCCUCAUCCCAAUCACCACAAAUAAUAUCUCCGCCACAAACGUCAACAACCAAUCAGAAGACAGCAAGUUCUUUGAUACUGAAUACCGAAUACAAGACACCGCACAUCGUAACCAUCACAUCAUCAGUCAUCACUCACGACCAAGCAUCGCCUACGUCCAAGAAGACCAGGUGUCUCACUCCUACCAAUUGCCCAAUACCAUCCAGCCAGAAAAGCAUCAAUACCUCAUCGUCAAGAAAAUCGCCGAGUCAACUGGAAGGUCCAAUCAGUCUCCUGGCGGUAAAACCGAAGACCAAAAUCACUCCGCAGUUUUCAACUACCAAUUGCCGACCAGUUGCAGCACUACCAUUCAGAGCGCUGUGCUCCAACCCGUCGUCACCCAUUCCCUGUUCUACGAUCGUGACAACAAUAAAAAACAAACCAAUCGUUCAGUCCCACUCCAUGUCACCGUAUCAAAAUUGUCAAAUUCUCUUCACUCCAUCUCAAACGACCAUCAGCUGGACCGAGCAACCCUUAAUGGCAGGAAGCCCUGGGCCAAACUCACACAUGGCAAACUCUGUGUUAAUCAAUCAGCCAGAUCAGCCACAGAAGUCCUAUUGUCUUCUUACGGCGACACCGAGAAUAGUGUCACCGAGCAGCAACGGCCAAGAUCAACUGGAUCAGCGGAGAAAACAACAGCAACGACGAAUCUCGGUCGUGAGAAGUACCGAUCAAGAAAUUUCAUCCACUCACUGUUCCCAGGCCAUAAUAAGUCCCAUACCAUCACCAAUCGUGCACAUGAGUCACGAAGCCCAAACGACCGAGACUGUCCGCUCCUGCGACAGCAGCUCUGCCGCGAAGGUCAUGAACUGGAGCUGCACGAGCAACCAGACAGCAAGCCAGGAACAGUCCAGCUCCAGCGGCGUGCUCUCACACGGUUCUUCGAACACGUGAAAUUGGAAGAAGCGCAUAUAUCAGCGCCAUUUAGAACAAAGCUAGCACACAAGGAUGAAGUCGGUAAUAAUGACGACGACGACGAUGACGACGAUGACGAUAACGACGACGACGACGACGACGAGAUUGCCCGAGAGGACAGUCCAUGCGACGAACAGUAUGAUAACAAUGGUGCCGUUGUUGGAGCUUCAUUGUUGACGUCAUGCGAAGUCUUAGACGAGGAUCGUUUGAUUAUUCCCGUUCCUUGGCUAGCCGCUGACUCAGAAAACGCCUGUGACGAUAUCAUCGCGCACAAGGUACCCGUCCGUCGUCUUUCGGACGCAGCCUUGACGCAAUCUAAUGAUUAUGCCGGCUACGAGCUCGUUCGCAUUAAUAACCCACGAUCAUCGGUAACUGUACGACAUUCGUCGGAACGCGAAGAUGAUCGACCAACAAUAGCGAAACUGCGCAUUGCACAAAGUAAUCUUUCGGAGCUUUGUAAUGAGGUCUCAGUUCCUGACGAUAAGGCUGACACCGAGAGACAAGACUUAUCCAGUGGUAGGCAGUUGAGAAGUAGAAGUAAUAGCAACAGCAGCAGCAGCAGUAGUAGGAGGAGCAGCAGCAGCAGCAGCCAUAGUAGCAGCAGCAACAGCAGCAGUGGCCACAGCGACACCCCAGAGCAAGCAAUGAACGUGAAUGAUCUCUCAGACGAUUUUAACAUUCUAGUUAAGAUGGGCUUUGUUUCUGCGGGGGAAAAGGACGAGGAGCAAGUCGACGAUGAGUCGGCAACGGAGAGUGAGAAUGACACCGCCACUGGUUAGACAUAGUUAGGAUAAUUAUAUUGACGUUAAGGCUUCUGGUUCUAUGUUGAAUUCUGAGCACGAUUCAACAGCGAGAAACUAUUUGAAAUUUUUUCUCGCACUAUAAGAAGUAAGAAUUAAUUCCUUCGUCGAUCGCCACUC